Messenger RNA from Naumovozyma castellii, 969 nucleotides. RefSeq lists its product as uncharacterized. The record is from RefSeq and is a predicted model, not a curated record. The transcript has a single exon. Lineage: Eukaryota; Fungi; Ascomycota; Saccharomycetes; Saccharomycetales; Saccharomycetaceae. The coding region runs from base 1 to 969 and encodes 322 amino acids.
AUGGACUCCCCCCAAACAAACACCGCCGCUGCAAAUAGACCUCUCUCUGCCCAUCUAACCAUCCAUUACCAGAACACUGACAAGAAGUCUCCUUCUACUUCUGCUUCAAGGGAUAACAUGGCCCCUUCCCUGGACUCACAAUAUUCCAUAUCAAAGAAUUACACUGCUGAAAAGAAGGAACGUAGUACUAGUAGGGAAGUCAUUAGAACUAUUUUAAACAUUGGAACAGCAGAUACACUAGACGAUGAAUUUGUACUCGCAAACUCAAAUUCAAACUCAAAUUCUUCAUUAAACAUGCUGGAAAGUAUAGAACUACCAUCAUCUUCAUCUCGUCGUCCCUCAGUCGCUACGCCAUGUCCCUUCUUAUUAUUAACUUCAGAUAAAGAUAAAACAGUCACAAGAUUAUCCACAUACAUGAACAUUUACGAUCUAUAUCAAUGUGUACCUCAAUCCAACGGCAACCACCAUUCGUUAAAACACAUAAAUAAUCAUAAAAAUACUCAAUUCAUUGCAAGAAGAUUUAGUGAUCCACAAUUGCAAACAAUAACAAAGGAUUCUUUACCAACAUCAUUAUCUUUCACUACUGCAAAGACAACUUCUUUGAAGAACCCAUAUUCCAUGGAGGCAACACCAAGAUCUUAUAGAACAAAUGAUCCAAUAUUACAUGUAAAUACGUCAACGGGGACCACUGAUACGACUACAAAUAAUGGAAUCCCUUCAUCACCUCCUCCAUUCUUAUCUGCAUCGGCAUCUUCAUUAUCAGGUUCAAACUCUUCAUUUACAACAACUACAAAUACUUCAUCACAACAACAACAACAUAAUAAUAAUCAUAAUAUGAACCCGUUCAUCGACAUUUCAAGCCCUUGCUCAAGGCAUCAUCAUAGAAGAAAUUCAAUAGCUUUAAAAUUCGAAAAACCAUUGUACAAAAACAUUAAGUCUAACGUUACUUCGCAACAAAGACAAAAAUAA